AAAUUCCAUCUGCUGUCUUUCUCUUUCUCUCUCUCCAACCCUUUCUCCUUCUUCCUGACCUGUAAAAAAAAAAAAAAAAAUCCCAAAUCGAAUUCCGCCAUUUCCAACGCCUUCCUCCCAAUCUUCCUCUCCUCAAAGACUCGAUUUUUCUCCUCUCCCCCUCGCGCGAAUUCAAAUCCGCGAGAGCUGCGGGGCGCCGCGCAUUUAGGGUUUCCCGUCGGUGCUUUUCCCGUUCCAGUUGGUGCGCGGCGGCGGCGGGGCGGCCGGAUUUUUCGUUUGGAUGCGGUGAGGCUAUUGCGCGGCGGAUUCGGGAACCUAGGGUUUUCUCGGGGCUUCGUCGGCGACGGAGAUGGCGGGCGAGUUGCAGAUGAGCCCUCAGAUGGAGCAGAUCCAUGGCGAGAUCAAGGACAACUUCCGGGCCCUCGCAAAUGGCUUCCAGAAGAUUGAUAAGGUCAAAGAUUCCAACCGACAAAGCAAACAAUUGGAGGAACUCACUGGGAAGAUGAGGGAGUGUAAAAGAUUAAUCAAAGAGUUCGAUCGAGAAAUUAAGGAUGAGGAGGGCAGAAAUCCACCAGAAGUAAAUAGGCAACUCAAUGAUGAGAAGCAAUCUUUGAUCAAAGAGCUAAACUCAUAUGUAGCAUUGAGAAAAACGUAUAUGAGUACUCUUGGUAAUAAGAAACUUGAACUUUUCGAUAUGGGAGCUGGAGUAAGUGAACCAACUGCUGAUGAAAAUGUCCAAGUGGCAUCAGCCAUGUCAAACCAACAACUUAUGGAUGCUGGAACGAAGCAAAUGGAUGAGACUGAUCAGGUCAUUGAGCGCUCAAAAAAGGUUGUUGAGCAAACUGUCGAAGUGGGAACACAGACUGCUGUCACCCUAAAGGGCCAAACCGAGCAAAUGGGCAGAAUUGUAAAUGAGCUUGACACAAUCCAGUUUUCUAUUAAAAAGGCUUCCCAACUUGUGAAGGAAAUCGGCAGACAGGUGGCGACAGACAAAUGUAUUAUGCUUUUCCUUUUACUUAUUGUCAUCGGCGUGAUAGCAAUUAUUGUGGUGAAGGUUGUGAACCCAAGCAACAAGAACAUCAGGGACAUUCCUGGACUGGCACCACCUGCUCCGGCAAGAAGGUUGUUGUCUCUCGGGGAUUUCGGAGAUGCUCAGUAAAUUCCUCAUAUUGGAGGGUAAAAGUUGCUGCAAAUCCCGUCACGGUGAAAGGAAUCUGCCGAAGCUGUUUGUGGGCAUGUAUAUUGUUUUUCCUUCUAAAUUUCCAUUCUUGCCUAACAUGCGUUAUUUUGCCUGCGAUUCUCUUUGUAUGUGUAAAUCAUUUGCGAGGCCUUUCUCUAUCGUUGCCGCUUUUUUUUUCGGUUUUCUUUGCAGAGUUUGUAUGGCAUGGUUCUUUUGCUUAUGUCCUGAGACCAUUGUAGACCGGCGGAAAUUACACAUUACACCAUCAUUGCCAUGUACAUGUAUUCGGCUAAAUGCCCUUUUGAGAAUAUAAUGCAUGUGUGUUUAAAAUUUCCUUUUC
Messenger RNA from Eucalyptus grandis, 1520 nucleotides. Its product is annotated as novel plant SNARE 13. Gene Ontology annotation, molecular function: SNARE binding; SNAP receptor activity. Gene Ontology annotation, biological process: vesicle fusion; retrograde vesicle-mediated transport, Golgi to endoplasmic reticulum. Gene Ontology annotation, cellular component: ER to Golgi transport vesicle membrane; late endosome membrane; SNARE complex. The record is from RefSeq and is a predicted model, not a curated record. NCBI's taxonomy places the organism in Eukaryota, Viridiplantae, Streptophyta, Magnoliopsida, Myrtales, Myrtaceae. Bases 350 to 1159 code for a protein of 269 amino acids. The transcript is spliced from 10 exons.